Macrobrachium nipponense is the source of this 3767-nucleotide messenger RNA. RefSeq names its product codanin-1-like (gene dlt). Gene Ontology annotation, cellular component: nucleus. Lineage: Eukaryota; Metazoa; Arthropoda; Malacostraca; Decapoda; Palaemonidae. Gene Ontology annotation, biological process: chromatin organization. The record is from RefSeq and is a predicted model, not a curated record.
UACUAAUACAAGAAGUUGCUAUUAAAUUAACUCUUAAGUUGUAUAAGAAAUAAAACACCCUGAAAGCAGAUCACAUUCGAACACUGUCGAAAAGUAAAGAAGACGGUGCGUUUUGUCCCAAGAGAAGACGACCACAGGCGAAUUCAUUUCGUAUCGCCAGCCAGCUCGUCCGCCUCCGAUCAGCUGUUAUUGUGCACCGUUUGAACGCCUUGUUAUGUAGAACGUCGCCGUUCUCCGUUGUUUGCCGUUCAUGUGCAGUGAACAGAAGUGAAUGGAAGAUGUCAGCGGCGUUGGAAUUGCUCCUUGGGGGCCAGGUGGUGCCCCAAAUGCUAAUCGAGUGGUUAGAUGGUUUGCCAGUGAAAGGAAUCCUGGGAGAUUUGGCAUCGCAGCGCAUAGAAUUUAUCCCAGUGUUUUUAAAUUUCCUUCGGGAUCAGUCUAGUAGCAUUCUGCAGAUUGGACUGACAGGUGGUCUGACUCCAAAUAAAUGUUCCAGCUUGGUACGUGCUAUCAAGUACGUCUCCCCAGGGAAAGACCCUGGAGUGAGAAGUCGUGCACGAAAGAACUACACGUCGGUACGAGCAAAAACACUGAAGUUUUUAGAGUCUCCAGACAAGAAUGGGAAACUUGGAGAAAGUACAAGUGUCCCUGAUGUAGGGCAAUUGCUACGUGAGGCAGAAUACCCGUUGACAGUUAACAGAAGUGCUGUGACUUCUUGUCUCAACAAAACCCUUUAUUGUUCUACACCUAAAGGAACAGGAGAUAGAACUAAGUCACCAAAUCAACAAGGAUAUGCUAGUCCCAAGUUGACUUCUCCUGAUUAUCCUUCCGGAGAACGAAAUUCUUGGGUUAAGCGGCAAAGUCAGGAAACUGGUGAUCGUGGUGGAAGGGGGAAUUUUAACUCUGAGAAAAGGUUUAGUGAACAGAGACUAAGUUUAGGAGACUUUCUUCAAAGUGAUACAAAGAAGGGAAUUAAAAAGAGGAGUCCAUUGCCUCGUGAUAGCAGUGCAAGGAUUAACAACAACAGUGUUAUUGUGCGUCAGACAUCAGGGACCCUUGAUAUUACAGAUGAGAAUGCUUUUCCUGUGGUAGGCUCUGUACCACAGCAGGAAAAACAGCCAAAACGAAGGAUUAAUCCAACUCGCAUCACUCCAGUGUCAGCUUCUCGUUCCAAUAAAUCAAACCCCUUUGGCCAAAAUUCAAAAAAUAUGUUUGGUUUCCCACAGGGUCAGUCACCUAGUACGUCUUUCAAUUCAGUGAGUGAAGAAGGAAGCAAAACUCUGGAGGAAGAACGGGAAAUGUUACGACAGGAGAGACUGAAAUGGCAGGAAGUGGCAUCCAAAGACAAUAAUUUUAAAGGUAGUGGUCAAGAUACACCACCUAACCUUCCUUUGCAGAAACCUAAUGGAAAGCCUUCUGAAUUCAAGGAAGCUACUCUCGAUCAGGUGACAAAGAAAGCCGUCCUUGAUGUGAUAGCCCAAGUGUAUGCGGAUCUCAUUUUAUGUAAUAUGGUGCCUAGUAUUAUGGUAGAGUUAUACUAUGUGAUUCAGUUAUUAACAGUAAGAGUAUUAGAUAGUGAGGAGAGUGACAGUGAUGAAGAUAGUGAAUCUUAUCUUGGAAACUUGCAUAACUGUGUUUACUUUUCUACAAAAGUCCUCUCUCACUUGUUAGAACUAAUCAAACUUCUAGACAGGACAACUAUUACUCUGUUAUCAGAAAAUCCUCGUAUUCAGUGCUUUUGUACAGACUUAGAGAAACAGUUGAUGAAGUUUCUGGAAAAUCCACCUCCUGAACCCCUCUUGAGUCAGCAACCCAAGUCACCAAUUGGUGGCGUUUCUUUUCAGUCAGACACAGAUAAUCGACAAAACUUCUCCUGUGAUCAGGCAUUUCACAUCUUUCGAAAACAAAGAGAUUCAUUUUAUGAGAUAAUUCGAAUAUGGGAAGAAAACCAUCUUACUCCAGGUUGGUCAUUCAGCCAAUCCCUUGGUCCUCGUAUACGUCACCUGCUGGCCAUGAGAGCAGACCCAACUAACUAUGCUCACUUUGCCCGAUUAUUCCAGUUGCAGCUACUUACUAUGUGCCGUGGAGAAGAUGUUCAAUUUGAUCCUAGUCAAGAUCCUGAAGAUUUGGGCUUUCUUACCUUGCUUAAAAAACAGCACCCAGAGAAGUACAAAAGGUUACAUGAAAGACUUGUGACUCCAUCAAAACUUGGUGGUCCAUGUCCAGCUCCUUCUUUUCCUGGUUCACAAGAGUUCUUCAAGGAAUUUAUAAUUAUAGCAGCCCAUGGAGCAUUCAAUCAGUUCUUGAAGGAUGUUCUUAUUUCUCACAUACUUAGGUUGAAUGAACAGGACUUCAUUGUAGUGGAACAGGAUGAAAGAGAUCCAGUUGAAAGCAUGGUUCACAUGGAGGCACGUUCUGUGGUACUGAAUUUGCGGCUUUUAGCCAAGUUCUUGGGAUUUGUUGAAUUUUUGCCUUAUCAAACCACAAAUCAUCUGUCAGAAAAUGUUAUUGCAACUCAUAUUGACCUUAGGAGUAAAGUUUGCCCGCCAUUAAAUUUGAAUGUUGCUCUGCGGCAGUGUGCUGCCUAUGGACGACUGGUUGUUGGGGUGACUUGGAUAGUGGAAUAUUUGAGUAUGGUGGAUCCAGUUGCAUUGCACUCAAAGCACUACUUGACAGUUGUCAUGACACUUAUUGCCAUUUUUAAGAUUUUGUACAUAACAAGUAUUGAGAUAGACACUGGAUGUCCACAGUGCAUGAAAGUUUCCCAUUCAAAGAACUUGGCUCCUUCUAACAGCUUGUUGCUCAAGUUACUUCUUGGAUGGCUCUUUGAUCUGCCAGCUUUCCCUGAUGGGUUAUUCUUUGCUGACAUUGCUGAGGCUGAUAUAGAUCACUGUGAAUACAAUCAGAAUUUGAAAACUAUUCAAUCCAAUUACAGUCACUUUUGUGUGUUAUGCCUGAGGCAAAUGCUGUCAACAGAGUACAAAGAAAAGUGCAUGGAAGCUAAACUACCAGUUUAUGGGAUAUGCACACCAUCUAAGAACAAAAUAGUAAAAGGGAAAAGCCUGGCAAAUACACCAGUCAAGCAGGUUGAAAAAGAUGUUGUUAUGUCUCCUAUGAAGACACCUUCAAAGUAUAUGGCCAUGAGUUUGCUUGAUACUCCAGAUACAACGCCCCUGAAACCAAGUGAUUCACAGGAUUCAACAGAACUAAUUGUUUGCCUGGAUAUAUCACAUUUUGUUGAUCAGCAGUUAAUCACCAUUUGCUGUCCUUUUGUGUGUGAAUUGAAAAACCUUCUGAAUGAUUUUUUGCUUGGUACUGGCUCUAGCAAGAACACUGGCUCUAACAGUUGUCGGAGAAUAACGCCUUUAUCUGCUUCAGAAAAAGAGGCACCUGGGAAAGCACAAAUUGAUAUUCAGCUUCAGCUCGAAGAGAACUUCUUCCACAACCAUCCAUCUUCAUUUAGAAAGACCACUGACUUUGUUAUUGAGCGUGUAUCUUCCAACAUUAUCAGAAACAUACGAUUGGUAGUGAUUCCUCAGCUCAGAGAAUCUGCUACUGAUAAGCUUAAAGCAACUGUGGAUUGUCAAGUACAGAAUUCCCCGGUGCUUGGUGAUUGCAAGAAAGAAUCGGUCAAGAAGCAAGUGAAUGAAUUAAGUACAGAAAUGUGUGCUCAGCUGAAAACCUACUGUUUGCAGCUCCCACAACAAGAAAUUCAAGAACAAGUGAACUCUGUUUUAAGUUUGUUGCUUCCAUCAGAUAUUACUCCUGAG